AGAAAUGGACACAGUUGUACCUGUUCCGAGCACAACAGCCACCAUUGAGAAUGGAGCAGCAAAUAGCGGAUAUUUCACACCGAAAGGAUAUCUCAAUCAGAAUAUUGUUAAAGAAGCCGAAGCAGUCCGUGAGAAGCGAAUCGAGAGCCCUCGCUUCUCGACAACAUCAUCCGAUUAUCAGGUUCCUGUGUCUCCGCAAUCUCGCUUCCCUUCCUCAUCUCCACUUAUUGUUAUCAGCCCUCCAAAAGACGACGCGUCACCAAUUACAGUACUCCCGACAGCGGUCCGUUCAAUGCCAGAAACCCAUCGUCGUUCUUUGAUGGUUGCAAUUAUAGCAGCCCUCUUAGUUUUCACGGCUGUCGUUUUUAUGCUCCUUCUUGUCACAUUCGCCUAAUAUGGUGUAAACGCGCUCUAUCGCUAACGUUAACCUGUGUAGUCUGUUUGAAAGAUAAUUGAAAAUAAUAUUAUUAAUGUUUUGUUAAUUGGCAAUUUUUUGAUACCCGCUGAGACCACAACUUUUUUCUAGCAAUAGAGUGCAUUUGUAAGCUUUACCUUACUUUUAUCUCCAGUCACAUAAUUUUCUCUCGUCUGAAACCCCCCUCCACAUACGGUGUAAAUAUUCGUUUUGCUCAAUCAAAAUCUGUAGUUUCACUCUUUUUUCUUGCACAUGUGCACAAUGUUUGUUAAUAAUAAAGCCAAUUUAUUUUU
Caenorhabditis elegans is the source of this 708-nucleotide messenger RNA. It is a transcript of the gene C38H2.3, whose product is annotated as Wsv136. NCBI's taxonomy places the organism in Eukaryota, Metazoa, Nematoda, Chromadorea, Rhabditida, Rhabditidae. The transcript has 3 exons. The coding region runs from base 5 to 394 and encodes 129 amino acids. The record is from RefSeq and is marked reviewed.